AUGUUGCGAAGUUUAUGUUAUAAGAGUGAAAGGAGAGUUUUUUUUUCCCGAAGUUGAUAAAGUUUUUGAAUUUGAUGAGGGAUUAGCAGUUUACUUGGUUAGAAGUACUGGAAGAAAUGGGCAAGUUUUAUAGCUUCAAGCUGAAGACAUGUCACUUCAUUGGUGAUUGCCUUGUUCGCAUUAUCUGAAAGCAAAACCACGCGAUUAAGUUGAUGCUGUGGAUGAUCUCAAAACAUGUAGUCCAUAGUUGUCUCUUGAUGAUUAAUAUAAGCCUGUGUAAAUGGGGUGUUCUUUGGCAAUCGAAACAUCUGCAUUUAAUUAGUUGGUGUGUGUAAAACAGGAAGUUUACACAAUAAUCAAAUUAUGAUUUGAAAUCUGUCAAAAUGGUUGUCAGAUGGCCAAAAAUUGAAUCAGACAGGCCACCUGAAUAUCCACAUGAAUUUGUUUCCAGAGAAUGAAAACAAAGCAGUCCCACGUCGAAAUGAUAUGUCUUCGGGUUGGAGCUAUAAAACUUGAUCAUUCACCAAAGCUUUCUCAAUCAACCACUCCUAAAUCACUCAUUGCAUUCCUCUCAUCUUCAAAAAACUUAUCUCCUUUGGUUCCUUAUCUGAAUUCUGAAACCCACAAAAUGAUAAGUACAAAGAAGCUUAUCAAAAUGGCAAGGAAAUGGCAAAGAUUAGCAGCUGCUAGCAGAAGAAGAAUUUCUUGGUCAAGAUCAGUGGCUGAUAAGGGUCACUUUGUUGUUUACACAAGUGAUAAAAGACGAUUCAUGAUUCCUUUGAUAUACCUCAAGAGCGAGAUUUUCACAGAGCUCUUUAGAAUGGCCGAGGAAGAGUUUGGAGUAGAAAGUUCAGGGCCAAUUAUGCUGCCUUGUGAUUCGAGCUUCAUGGAGUACGUAAUCUCCAUGAUUCAAAGACAUGUCACUGAAGAUAUGGAGAAGGCAUUGAUCAUGUCUUUAGCCACCUGCAGAUACUCAUCAUUGUCAAAUGGCCUUCAAGAACAACCCAAUCAACAAUUAUUUAUCUGUAGCUUUUAGAAAUGUUUUCUAUUUUUAAGUAGGAAACAUAUACGUGUACAAAUUUACAAAGAGGAAAUUAAUGAAAUUUCCUGCGGAAGUUCAAAUCAGAUAGCCUUGUCACUUUAGCAGCAAUACACACGUUAUCUUUUCAUGA
Spinacia oleracea (spinach) is the source of this 1172-nucleotide messenger RNA. RefSeq names its product auxin-responsive protein SAUR64-like. Gene Ontology annotation, biological process: response to auxin. The coding region runs from base 455 to 1036 and encodes 193 amino acids. The record is from RefSeq and is a predicted model, not a curated record. The transcript has a single exon. NCBI's taxonomy places the organism in Eukaryota, Viridiplantae, Streptophyta, Magnoliopsida, Caryophyllales, Amaranthaceae.